GUGUGCCGACGACGACGACGCUAUAUACACGGUGCCGAGCAACAAAUUGAGUCAGUAUCGCACAAACAACAUAACGGAAACAUCAACGUGAAAGCGAGACGGACUCCGUCCCGUUAUAUGCUGUGUCUGUCUGUCUGUCUGUCUGUGUGUUGAGAGCUUCUAAGUCUACUUUGUCGUCGCGCACUCAAGAAAUAAAAAAAAAAACAAACACCAAAAAACAAAAAAAACAAUUUAAAAAUUAAAUACAAUUAAAACGGCAACUCAAAAAUUGCAGAAACUUUAACACACACACAACUCGCACACAGGCGCAUACAGAAACGUAUGUCAAAACAAAAGAAACACAAAAAAGAGGAGAGAACAGAAACUGACACCAUCAGGACAUUGAGAGAAACAGCAGCUUAGAUCGUGAGAGAAGACUAACCAGAGAUUCAGAGAGUCAGAAAGUCAGAGAGAGGAUCGUCAAUCAGAGCGGCUUAGUGUCCUUACUUUUGAGCCCGUGAGCGGGCGACAGCCCGAGGGCAGUGAGCAAUGUUUUUGACGUUUGCCAACUGCAAUCGGCACUUUGGCACUUGGCACUUGGAAAGUUUGCAACUCCCCUCGGGCCAGAAGAGAGACCUGUAAAAAUAGACACAGGCAGAAAUGCAUAAAAAACGUCCGAAUUAAGAGUCCAAAGAAAAACCAACAAAAAAUCAGCAGCGGCAGCAGCAACAGCAGCAGCGGAGUUGAGUUGAAUGCUCAUUUCGUCGUGAAUCGUCGUGGGUGUCGCGUCCUCAAACACACAUAUGCAAACAGACAUAUCUUUAGAUGCAUAUAAAUAAACAUAUCAAAAUUAAUUUUUUUUCUUGUUGUUCUAUAGUUAAUAUAUAAAGUUAAAGAAAAGCAAACAAAAGGAAGAGAAAUACAAAGAAAAGCAAGUGCAGGCAAGGGCGCCCGAGUGCGGCCAUUGGAAAUGGCAAACAAAAUGCAGCAGCAACAAAUUCAACUGCAACAACAACAACAGCAGAAAAAACAACGGCACUUCCCAAAUACAUAAGUCCACCGAAUAUCUAUACCGUUUUGUGGUUAUUAUUUGUCGCGCGCGUUCACACACACACACACACACCUACACAUGCAAGUGCAUAAAUGGCAAUAUGGACGAGCAGCAGCAGCGGCAGCAACAGCAGCAGCAGCAGCAGCCUGGUAUACCAGCACAGUGACACGCGCGUACCAAACAUUGCCGAUUUUAUCAUCAGGCGAACGCCAGCAGCAGCAACGACAACAACUCCAGUGGGACCAGCUAUUAACUGAAGGAGUCACAACAAGAAUAACAAUACCAACAACAACAAUAACAACAACGAACAUUGCUGAAAGGCGUCGCCAAAUAUCAAAAUGUCAAUUCAAAAGCUGAACGACACCGCCAACUCUGGCUACGUAAGCUCCGAGGAGACGGACUCGCUGCUGGUAAGUCAAAAUCCAAAUCCGUCACGCGUCGGCGGCGGACGAACGGCGCUGCUCCGGCAGGUGAAAAGCAGCUCUACCAAUGGACCAACCGGCGCCACCUCCACCUCCUCGACGGGCUCUGGCACGGGCUCCGCCACCGGAUCCGUCACAGGCUCUGGUGCGGGCUCUGUGGCGGGUUCGGGCACGGGAACGGGCUCGGGAGCUGGUAGCACACAGCCUAGCAAGCCGACGCUGAUGCGCCAGGAUCGGACUUCCACAUAUCUGACCAGUCCGCAGCAGUCGCAGCAAGCGAGAAUGGGCUCCGAGGAGAGUAUGCGCGGUGGCGGCUGCGGCGGCGGUGGUGGCAUAACGAAUCCCCACGACGAGGAUGUGGAGCAGGGACUGCUCCGGACGAGCCUAGUGCCUGACAUCGAAGUUCACGAAGAGGACCAAGACCAGACCAACGACCAACAACAACAGCAACCACAGACCAUAUCAAUUAUGAAUUUAAGCCUGAAGCCCGGCGAUAGCCAUAGUCACAGCCAUAGUCAUAGCCAUAGUCCCAGUCCUGGACCCGGACCAGGUCCCGGUCCUGGUAGCCAUCCCAAUUUGGGCACAUCAUCAUAUCAGAAUCUGGCCUCGAGCAUACCGCCCAGCGCACCGAGCCGGUGCCGGGCAUGCCGCAACUGCAGCCGUCGUGCUUCCACCACGCCCAUGUCCAGCUCCAUUGCGGAUCGCGGGCAGAUCGAUAGGAGCGCCUCGCGGGACAGCGUCAAGAGCGCCUUCCAGGGCCAGGGCAAUCUCAGUGGUUCCAUGCUGCUCCAGCUGCAACAACAGCAACAGCAGCAGCAGCAUCAACACUACCAACACCAGCUCCAAGUAGUCCAUCAGCAACAGCAGGUGCCACCUCCAGUUCUUAUCACAUCGUCGCCCACGAACGGAUCCCGGAUAAUCCGGCAGAGUUCACAGCCGGAAUCGAGCACCACGGCCAUUGUCUGCUGUGGCCCCCACUCCGCCUGCGUCGGACACUCGCACUCCCACUCGCACACGGUGCCCAAUGUGUCGCUGAAGCAGCUCCGGGAGAGCUCCGGCGAUGGCAUCGCUGGAAUUGCAGCGGACUCGUUGAGGAUCAACGGCGGCAUGCGGCCCUUCAAGCAGCUCCGCAAACCGGCGUCGACACUCUCAAUUCCUGGCUCGAUGAAAACACCUUCCAUUGCGAACCGGGAACAGAUCUCAUCUGGAUGCAACGAAGAAGCGGCCGAGGCACUAGUGGGUAUCCACUCAGACUACCCUAGGUAUAUGGAAGAACGUGCUCUUACUGGCGGAAAUACGUCCAGGAAGCCAUCGACAAACUCGGCCAAACACAAACCCAAUGUGGGCUAUCGCCUGGGCAAGAGGAAAGCCCUCUUCGAGAAGCGCAAGCGCAUCAGUGACUACGCCCUGGUUAUGGGCAUGUUCGGGAUCAUCGUGAUGGUAAUCGAAAACGAGCUGAGCAGUGCCGGUGUCUACACGAAGGCAUCGUUCUACUCGACAGCGUUAAAAACCUUAAUAUCUGUUUCGACUGUGAUUCUUUUAGGACUUAUAGUAGCUUACCAUGCUUUGGAAGUGCAGUUAUUCAUGAUAGAUAACUGCGCCGACGAUUGGAGGAUCGCAAUGACAUGGCAACGAAUUAGUCAAAUAGGGUUAGAACUUUUUAUAUGCGCUAUACAUCCAAUUCCUGGCGAAUACUAUUUCCAGUGGACGACGAAAUUGGCCAAUAAGAAUAAAACAAUUGGCACCGAAAUGGUGCCAUAUGACGUAGCUUUAUCAUUACCUAUGUUCCUUCGAUUAUAUUUAAUCUGCCGCGUAAUGCUGCUGCAUUCAAAGCUAUUCACAGACGCAUCAUCACGGAGCAUUGGCGCUCUCAAUAGGAUUAAUUUUAACACAAGAUUCGUUUUAAAAACUCUUAUGACAAUAUGCCCGGGAACGGUUCUAUUGGUCUUCAUGGUCUCGCUGUGGAUCAUCGCCUCCUGGACGCUGCGUCAGUGCGAAAGGUUCCACGAUGAGGAGCACGCGAAUUUGCUUAACUCCAUGUGGCUAACGGCCAUCACAUUUCUAUGUGUCGGCUAUGGCGACAUUGUGCCAAACACGUACUGUGGACGCGGUAUCACCCUCACCUGCGGCAUGGUGGGCGCCGGCUGCACGGCCCUUCUGGUGGCCGUCGUUUCCCGGAAACUGGAGCUGACCCGUGCCGAGAAGCAUGUGCACAACUUCAUGAUGGACACGCAGUUGACCAAAAGGCUGAAAAAUGCUGCGGCGAAUGUCCUUCGUGAAACUUGGCUCAUUUACAAACAUACAAGACUAGUAAAACGGGUUAAUCCCGGCCGUGUAAGAACCCACCAAAGAAAGUUCCUUCUAGCUAUAUAUGCGUUGCGAAAAGUUAAAAUGGAUCAGCGCAAACUAAUGGAUAAUGCAAACACAAUAACUGAUAUGGCCAAGACACAAAACACGGUCUACGAGAUAAUAUCGGACAUGUCUAGCCGUCAGGAUGCCAUCGAGGAGCGCUUGACCAACCUGGAGGACAAAAUGCAGAGCAUACAAGAGCACAUGGAGAGCCUUCCGGAUUUAUUGUCCCGCUGCUUGACCCAACACCAGGAGCGGAUUGAGCAGCGUCGCAACUUUCUGCAUCCGGAUACAGCGGCGGCGGCAGUGGCCCCCAUUGCGGCGCCGACCCCCCAAUCGAUGUUCAACGCGGCGCCCAUGUUGUUCCCGCAUUCUAGAAGUGUUCCCUCAUCCAAUAACGCCGCUGCUACUUACCAUUGGCCAACAAGCCCUAUUUUGCCACCUAUAUCUAGUAGAACACCACAUUUAGUGCCUGAUACUCACAUGCCAUCAAAUGGAUCUGCAGUUAAUAGCUACGCAUCUUCCAACAAAUACGGCAGCUGAA
Drosophila kikkawai is the source of this 4345-nucleotide messenger RNA. NCBI's taxonomy places the organism in Eukaryota, Metazoa, Arthropoda, Insecta, Diptera, Drosophilidae. The record is from RefSeq and is a predicted model, not a curated record.